AUGAUGAUAACCCUAAUAAGGUGAGGGUACAAUCGUAUCCCCCAACAGAGCAGGUUCAACCUUGCCCCGGAAAUCACUAUCCCUACCAAAGCAAACUUCAAACUCCUCACAAGAAAUGGCUCUGGGAAACGACACUGAACGCCUAAGAACAAUUUGGUCACCCGAGAUGGAUCGUUAUUUCAUCGAUCUUAUGUUAGAGCAGGUUAGUCAAGGCCAUGAAGUUGAGGAUCAUUUGUUUAGCAAAAAGGCGUGGAAUUAUAUGUCUUCAAGGUUCAAUGCUAAGUUCAAUUUUCAGUUCGAAAAAGAUGUUCUUAAGAACCGCCACAAAACGUUAAGGAAUCUGUACAAGAGUAUUAAGAACCUUCUUGGCCAACCAGGGUUUAGCUGGGACGAACAGCGAAAUAUGGUCAUUGUUGAUGAUCAGGUAGAUGUGAAUGCGCUAACAUGUGGAGUAAAAAAAAGUAUACCCAAUUUCAAAGACUUGUGCACUAUUUAUGGACAUGUGGUGGAAGCGAAAGGUGAUGCAGCACCUGAAGAGUUAUCUAAUUCAGGCAAAAAGGAAGCAUUUGUUCCUUAUGUAUCAAAGGAUAUCAAGGCUGAUGAAGACUGUGGAAUCUCUACCUCGGAUAAAGCAACCGAUGAUUGUGAACAAAGAGUGUCGAAGGAAACAACAACCACUUCUGGUACCCGGACCCGGACUUAUUGGCAGCCACCCAUGGAUCGUUACUUCAUUAACUUGAUGCUUGCUCAAAUGCAAAAAGGGAAUCAAUUUGAUGGGGUUUUCAGCAAACAAGCAUGGAUGGAGAUAAUUUCAUCAUUCAAUGAAAAAUUUGGUUUUGAGUAUAGUUUGGAGAUUCUUAAGAACAGGCACAAAACUCUUAGAAGGCAAUAUAAUUUAAUUAAAAGCCUCCUUCAGUUGGAUGGCUUUGCCUGGGAUGAAACACGCCAGAUGGUUAUUGCCGAUGAUUGUGUCUGGCAAGAUUAUAUUAAGGUUCACCCGGAUGCACGACAAUAUAUGACUCGACCUUUGCCAUACUAUAAAGAUUUGCGUGUCAUAUAUGAUCCAAGUUUUGAUGAAAAAGAAUAUCCUUUGCCUCCAGAUAGGCAUCAAAAUGCAAUUGAUUUUAAGAUCGAGUGCCCUUCAACAUCUAACACUGCUCAGCCUCCAAUUACAACCAAUUCUAAUGAAGAACAAUUUAGUGGUGUCAUUGAGUUACAUUAUAUAGGUCAGAAACAGAAGUGCCAAUUGGAGAAAUUUUCUAAUUCUACAAGUCCUAAAAGAUUAAGGAAUGAUGAACAAGGCAUGGCUGCUGCACUCCAUGAGAUGGCAGCUGUAGUUUCAACGGUGUCUGCAAAAAAGAAUGAUACCUCAAUAUCAAUAGAGAACGUCAUAGAAGCAGUUCAAGCAUUGCCUGAUAUGGAUGAUGACCUGGUUUUGGAUGCUUGUGAUUUCUUGGAGGAUGAAAGAAAAGCUAAAACAUUUCUUGCAUUGGAUGCCAAGCUUAGAAAGAAAUGGUUGAUUAGGAAACUUCGCACAUAGGUGUAUCCUACGCCCCCAUUCAUAUUUCGUUUGUUAUUGAUUUUGGUCCAUAUUCUUUAAGUUAUAGCUGAUUAUGUUUUUUUUGGGAGGAUUCUAAGCAAAUUAGUGCUACUAAUAAUUUUGAUGAUAGAAUAGUAUUUUGGAACGCAAAUUAAUUUGUAUAUUCA
Messenger RNA from Vigna angularis (adzuki bean), 1707 nucleotides. RefSeq names its product L10-interacting MYB domain-containing protein. Bases 116 to 1540 code for a protein of 474 amino acids. NCBI's taxonomy places the organism in Eukaryota, Viridiplantae, Streptophyta, Magnoliopsida, Fabales, Fabaceae. The transcript is spliced from 5 exons. The record is from RefSeq and is a predicted model, not a curated record.